Siniperca chuatsi (mandarin fish) is the source of this 1748-nucleotide messenger RNA. Its product is annotated as cortexin domain-containing 1-like. The record is from RefSeq and is a predicted model, not a curated record. The transcript has a single exon. Lineage: Eukaryota; Metazoa; Chordata; Actinopteri; Centrarchiformes; Sinipercidae. Bases 1224 to 1409 code for a protein of 61 amino acids.
UCUACAGAUCACACUCAUGCAAGAGUCAUGGCUGUCUUUAAUUACACCAUGCAUGUAUUCACUUCGUUGAAACAGUUUGUUCUACUCUGGUGAAGAAACAAAAGCCAACUUUGGUUUGAUUGGCCUGUAUCUGUUUUCCUUCCCCAUUCUGUGUAAAUGUGAAGACGUAGAGAUCUGUGAGUAUGUCCUGGGAUCAGUUUCCGCCUUCGUCCUUCUCUCUCUUUCUCAGCCUGGGGGUGAAAACAGAUGGAAUUAAUGCUAGUACUGGAAUAAGAUAGGGCAUAGUUGACACAGUAAACCUGUUUGGGUUGCACUUGAGUGACAUAUUGUGCUGUAAAUCUUGUUUGCAGGUAUCAUUUAAACACAUGCAGACUCUUCUCCCAGUGUUUUACUCCAAUCCACUUGUUAUUUGCAUAGAGUCACUUUACUCUGAACUUGUGUGUAUCUCUGUAGUAGCAUCAGAGUACAAGCAAUCUGCAUUUUUUUGGUCAGGAUCAGUUUCCAACCCCUCUCAAGUGGAUUGCCACUAAGGCGUCAUAUCCUCUUUCUCUUCCUUAACCUUUUCUUUUUCCCUUUCUGCAUCUUCUAUACUCUUAUUUGUCCACCACUUUUAGACCAUAAAAUAAACAAAACCUACUGCAUGUGUUCAGGGGUAUUGUAGAGUGAACUGAUUGGUGUAGUAUAGACAGAGCAUCUUAAUCUGCACACCACAUUUGCUUCUAAAAACUGUGUACGGCCACAUUGUUCAGUUGUUGUCAUGUGUCCAUACCUUGUACUGACCAUGGAUCCAGUGACUCCUGUUAAGGUGUCAUCUCCUGUAAAGAUCUCCUCUCCUGAAGAGACCAGAGAGAUGCCUGGGUGUACUAAUCUCAGAAACGGCCUGAUCGUUACCAAACUCCUUAUUAACUAUUCAUGGAGGACACAAGUGCCAAAUGGCUGUGUGUCCACUAGUCCAUCUUAUCUUUGGGAGGAGGACAGUAGGUGUCAAUGUUGGGAGAAGUAGAGACCAAGACAUAGAGGAAUGGAUACUUGUUGGUUUCUCAGGUAGAAACUGCAGCAGCACGAUGGAUUGUCUGUGAGCAGCAACAGAGGAGCAGAAGAUAAACUGGACUUUGGAAUAAUUAAAGCAUUUGUGGAGCUACAUUGAUGGUUUAAACUAUCAAGAGAGAAGUAAACAGAUGAGACAAUGACUGAGGAAUAGAUAGACUUUUUUUUUAUUCAACAUGGACCCUCCAAGCCUCCCCGUGGCCAGGUUAGAUGUGGAUGUGGACCUCGGUUUUGCCCUCUUCUUCUUCUUCCUGCUCUGCUUCUUCUUGUUGGUGACCAUAGUCCGCUGCGCUCAGAUGGUGCUGGACCCUUACAGUUCUAUCUCUGUUACUACAUACCAGGAGGAGCAAACAGAGGAAUGACGGACCCACACAUUGUACAGUAAAGGCAUCUCAUCCUCCCAAAGGAGCGAUGCUACCUAGUCAGAUUCCUCAAAUGGGAUAACAAAAAAGAGUUGCCAAAAAAUAUUUUGAGGCUUCUCGUCUGACUGAGUCAGUCUGGUGGAGUUGUCUGACACUAUUUCAACUUUUAUGUAGUUUCUAUCUAACUCUAUAAAACAAAAAAAGCUGUCUACCAGCAGCAUCCAGCAACUUCAAAUGAUGUAAGUAUGCAAUGUAAAUCAUAUAAUAUACUUAAAUGUUUAGUGUUGUAAAUGCUUAUGAAUAAUACAAGCUAUGUAUGGUUAAAAAUAUGACUAGACA